Molecule: messenger RNA, 1426 nt
Organism: Belonocnema kinseyi
Lineage: Eukaryota; Metazoa; Arthropoda; Insecta; Hymenoptera; Cynipidae
Exons: 7
Coding region: 80-1426 (448 amino acids)
Cellular component (GO): ciliary basal body; cilium
Molecular function (GO): microtubule binding
Source: RefSeq, a predicted model, not a curated record
UUUUGACGUUUUCACGAUCAUAGAUUAUUUAAUUUUUAAUUUGAAAAAAUCAUUUGGAAAGAAUUGUAUUUCAGAAAUUAUGGAUUUAGAAGGAAAAGCUAAGGGGAAUAUUUCUCUUCCUGAAAGACUCCAGCCUCCAAAUAUUGAAGAAGAUGAUUAUCUUCUAAACGAAGAGAAAAAGGUUAUGAUUAUGAAUAUGCAAAAGGCUUUGUAUGAAAUUAAAAUUGCUGACUUGGAAAAAAGAGCAAAAAGGUUAGAGGAUCGAAAUGAAUUUGUGCAUGACGAAUGCAAAGCCACAGAUUUUUUAAUAAAGAUUAAAGAUACAGAAACUGCCAAAGAAAUAGCAGAACUGGAGCGUGAAUUAUCUUCUGAAACGAAGAAAUUGGAAGCAGAUAAUGAAGAAAUUGAAAAGAUAAAACAACUGUCGCUGAAAGAUAAAGAAGAGCACGAAAAAAAUAUGAAAUCAAUGCAAGAGAGAUAUGAAAAGACUCGAUCGUCUCUAGUUUCAAAAAUGAAGAUUUUAAACGCCAAGAUUAAUACUCUAGAAGAUUUUAAAACAGUGAAAGAAGCUUUUGAACAGAAAUUAAAAGAAAAUGAUCAAGUGAUAAAAGAGAACGAAGAGAAACUAAAGUCGACUUUAGAACAAAUAGAUCGCAAAUUUAAAAUAGCCAGAGAAAAAAUGAAAAAUGAUUUGUACGAUCAAAUUUUGAAUCUAGCCAGUGAUUUUCAAACAGAAAUAUCAAAAGAAUUGUCUCUCCCAAUUCACCGAUUAAUUAGAGAAAAUAUUGCCAUUCAAAAUGAAAUAAACCAAAUUGUUAAUGAGACGAGCGUUUUGGCAGAUGAAAAAACAAGUGAAUUUGAAUAUUCGAAAGAAAUAUACAAUGAACAAAUUGAUGAAAAUCGAAAAAAAACUAUCCGUAGAAUAAUAACUUGCAAAGUUCAAGCCUGUUUGGUUUCUGAUUUAAAAAUCAGUCACUCAAAAAUGAAAAAACGUUUGUCAGGGGCGAAAAUAAAUUCUCAAUAUUCAGAAAAAGAUAAAGAAGUGAUUUUUGAGGAAGUUAAAAAGCAAGAAUCAAAACUAGACUUUCGACGACGAGAAUUGGAAGUUCAUUUACAUCAGAUACACAUCAGAGUAAAUUCUGCUUUGAAUAAAAAAAGGCAAUUUAAAUAUACGAUCAAAAAACUGAAACAGAUUUUGUACGACGUUAAAUUUGCUGCUUCCUGCGCUUUAAAGAUAUUUCAGGUCAAUGAGGAAAUUGAAAAAAUGACCUACAACCAGUUAUUGCUAUAUUUACUGGAUAAAAUAACAAAAAAUAAAUCAGAAAAUUGGAUCAAACCGAUUAAUUCGAAACGCACAAGGGCAAGUGUGAAAAAAUACAUCAAAGCGGAUCACAAAAUAGACUGGAAAGAAGCUGGCAAAAAAUGA